AUGGAUAUCCUCUCUCAUACAGGUAGGGGCAACAAGAGUAGUGGCGAUAAUUUCCAUGCAGCUCCAAACAUUGACCAUUCACAGGAAUUUGUGAGAAAUGAUCUGAAAGAAUGGUUAUGUUGGUUGAGGGAAGAAAUUGGGUAUGAUGGAUGGAGGCUUGACUUUGCCAGAGGAUUUUGGGGUGGUUAUGUAAAGGAUUACAUGGAAGCAAGUGAACCUUGCUUUGCCGUGGGAGAGUACUGGGAUUCCCUGAGUUAUAGCUAUGGUGAGAUGGAUCAUAAUCAAGAUGAGCACAGGCAGAGGACCGUUGACUGGAUCAAUGCCACCAAUGGCACCGCUGGUGCUUUUGAUGUUACAACAAAAGGGAUUCUUCACUCAGCACUGGAAAGAUGUGAAUAUUGGCGUUUGUCAGAUCCGAAAGGAAAGCCCCCUGGUGUCAUUGGAUGGUGGCCAUCUCGUGCAGUUACCUUCAUAGAAAAUCAUGACACUGGUUCUACGCAGGGUCAUUGGAGAUUUCCGAGUGGAAAAGAAAUGCAAGGAUAUGCUUACAUUCUUACUCACCCGGGAACACCAUCUGUGUUCUUUGACCACAUUUUCUCCCACUACAGGGCUGAAAUAGGAUCACUUAUCUCUCUCAGGAAACGGAACAACAUACACUGUAGAAGCACAGUUAAAAUUCUUGCAGCAGAAACGGACGUCUAUGCAGCUGUCAUUGAUGGAAAGCUCGCUAUGAAGAUUGGACCUGGUCAUUUUGAACCCCCUAAGAGAUCCUUAGGAGGAUGGUCCUUGGCUGGUGAGGGAAGAGAUUAUAAGCUUUGGGAGGCAUCAUAGAUGCUCACAAUAUCAUCAUUUAUCAUUGCGAGCUCCAAUUGAAGUGAGUCAUGCAAUGCUGUUUCGGAGAGGCAUAGAAGCAAACAAAACUAUUUAGCAAGCUGCAGAAGCUACUAUCACAGUCAAAAAGUCAGGUUCAUCUCAAAACUGAAAAAAUAGUGUAUACAUUUAAAUUAGGAAGGAGGUUGUGUCAUAGAUUGCAUGCUUUGUAUACAUAACAUUUUACAAUGUACUAUGCAUGAUUACAUACUAUAUAUACAUUGCCUGCAAGGUUCAACGUGGUAUAUAAGAAUGUGUAGAACAGUGUGCAUUGAUAAUACAGGGUAUGUUUUGGCAGCUUUAUUGAUGGAAAAACUUUUGUUACCAUUGUGCCCAA
Prosopis cineraria is the source of this 1207-nucleotide messenger RNA. Its product is annotated as alpha-amylase 3, chloroplastic-like. Gene Ontology annotation, biological process: carbohydrate metabolic process. Gene Ontology annotation, molecular function: alpha-amylase activity; calcium ion binding. The coding region runs from base 1 to 831 and encodes 276 amino acids. Lineage: Eukaryota; Viridiplantae; Streptophyta; Magnoliopsida; Fabales; Fabaceae. The transcript is spliced from 5 exons. The record is from RefSeq and is a predicted model, not a curated record.